This is a messenger RNA of Triticum dicoccoides, 1468 nucleotides long. Its product is annotated as E3 ubiquitin-protein ligase SINA-like 4. Gene Ontology annotation, molecular function: zinc ion binding. The coding region runs from base 90 to 1082 and encodes 330 amino acids. NCBI's taxonomy places the organism in Eukaryota, Viridiplantae, Streptophyta, Magnoliopsida, Poales, Poaceae. The record is from RefSeq and is a predicted model, not a curated record. The transcript is spliced from 2 exons.
GUGUGUUCUUCAUUUUGGCCUCUGUUUUCUCUUCAAUCCGUAAGACCACCUCUCUCACACACCCUCUUAUCCUAGAUCCCACUGGCGAUAUGGGUGGCAAGAGGAAGGACACGGUGGACGGCAAGACGCCGCUGUUGAAGGGCCGGCCGGGCCGCAAGUCGGUGCCGGCGCCCAGUCCAGCUGCUGUAGACGCGCCGGCGCUGGCGGCGUCCGGCGUGAAGGUGCUAGCCGGCGGCGCUGUAGCGGUCGCGGGGGCGGAGGGAGAGGUGGUGAAGCUGCUGGACUCCGACGUGCCCAAGACGGACCUCCGCUGCGACGAGUGCCAUGGCCCUCUGAAGCCCCCCGUUUACCAGUGCUCACGUAUGCAUCCCGUCGCGUGCGGCGACUGCGGCGGCGGCGGCGGCGGAGGAGGAGGCGAGUGCUGUCCUUGCGCAGGCUUGGCCGCGUCCGCCGUCUACGUCCAGAACGCCUACCUGGACACCCUGUUCGGCUACACGAAGGUGGCGUGCCCGUACAGAAAGCACGGCUGCGCGAGCUCGGUGGCCUACCGUGACGCUGCGGUGCACGCGGCCGCUUGCGCGUGCGCGCCCUGCUCGUGCCCGGAGUGCCUUCUCGAGGGCUCGCCGGCGGACCUCGUGCGCCACCUCACCGAGGAGUCUGGCCGGCACGCCUGGGGCGCCCGCAAGAUCACCUACGGCACGGCCCACCAGUAUGUCUUUGACGAGCUGGAUUCGGAGGAGAUUUGCGAGGAGCUCUUGGUCGCGGAGGAGGACGAUGGCGUAUUCCUCUUGCACAUUCACCGUGUCGAACUCUACCACCACGUCGCCCUUGCGUGUGUCAGGAAUAAAGCCGCCGCUGGGCCGGUGUACAGCUCCUCGGUCGCAGUGGAGGGCCCUCCGGCCAAGGGGCUCGUUGUGAAGCUGGAGACGAAGGUCGUGGCGAGCUGCCCGGCGCCCACUGAACUGGUAUACGACGACUAUGAGGCUCUCCCUGUGCUUCCCAGGAUGCUGCAUGAGCGAGACGAGAGCAGGGAGCUCCAUGUGCGCGUCUGCGUCAGCAAGACCCAGAGCAUCAGCGAGUGAUGCUAAGAGGGCCAUCAGAAAUCCAGUUACCUACCCCUCAAAAAAAAAAAUCCAGUUACCUUUGCGUGAAGCCAGGAGAUAGUGGAUAAUUGAGAAGAAGGAAAAAACAAUUCAAAAAAUUCUGAUUUUUUUUAUGAAACACUGAGAAAUUGUUUGUUGGCUUGCAUACUUUCAUCACCAUACGACAUUCUUGGAAAUCAUGACAAAAUACAAAACCAAUGCCCCAAAAUGUUAUUUAUAACUUUAUGAAGUAGUAUAUCUUUCAAGAGCAGCAGAUCCAACUGCCAAAUGUCGGUCCCAGCUGUUGUUAGAUUUUUUUUUGUUAAAGGAGGAUGACCCUCGGCCUUUGCAUCAGCGUGAUGCAUGUACCCAUUUUAUUAAUUAUA